This is a messenger RNA of Purpureocillium lilacinum, 2037 nucleotides long. Its product is annotated as ankyrin-2. Lineage: Eukaryota; Fungi; Ascomycota; Sordariomycetes; Hypocreales; Ophiocordycipitaceae. The record is from RefSeq and is a predicted model, not a curated record. Gene Ontology annotation, molecular function: protein binding.
AUGUCGAGCCCUGGACCAUCCAUCGGCGACGCCCGGGACGGCGGCUCGGGCUCCGUGUACAAGACGAGUGAAGCCGCGACGGCGCUCAUGAACGCGAUAUUCGCCCAAGACGUCAUUCAGGUCGAGGCACUGUUGAUGCGAGACGCGACGCUAGCCAAGGCGUUCGUGACUCACUACCACAAACCGUGUCAAGACGAUGAUGGGCGAGACGAGUACACCUCGCGCCCCCGGAUGGAGCCCGACACGCCACGUCCCCGGACCGAGCCCGUCAUCAUUUUCGCCGGCAGGGUGCCGCUCUACUUACGCCGUCCGCGACAAACAGGUAGUCGAGCCGCGUCGACGCAGAUCCUAGCCAUUGCGCAGCUGCUGGUCGACUCGGGCGGUUCGCUCUGCGCAAUACCGGACGCGGCUUACUGGUCAGAAAGAGCGCUCAUUGAUGUCUGCGCCGACUACGACAGCCCCGAGAUGAUGCAUCUCCUGCUGCGCGCCGGAGCUAAGAUGCCUCGCAGCACCGAGGUUUGGUCAAGGACUGGCGGAUUCCUGGAGCACGGCCGCAUGACCGGCGGUAUUGGCUAUAUUGCAGGGUGGAACGGCCAUGUAGGGACCGUUCAAGCACUUUUCGGUCUCGGCUUCCAGUUUACGGCCUUCGAGCGUGGACGGCUCGAUUAUCCCCUCGCGCUCUUGUCUUCAUGCGAGCUCCGCCCGGGCGGCGGAACCUGCAUGUCGGCACUGGCAAUUACGUACGGUCAUCGAGACGUCGUCGCUCUGCUACUGCGCCAACUUGGCCAGGCCGAGCUUCGACGAACCCUUACACCGGGGGAAUGGCCGUGGAACCCAACCGUAAUUGAUGCGUGGCUCGUCUGUGCCGUGGCCAAGGCCUGGAGUAGGGGCGAGACCGAGGCUUGGGCCUGGGAAAAGCCACAGUUGCUCGCUCAAAGCGAGGAGAUAGUGCAUUUACUCCUCGAUCAUGGCGCCAACCCGGCGGUGGAGCAAGAGUUCGGCAAUUCCUUGCUGUUUUGUGCAUGCAGGUGGGCGGGCUCGUCGGUGAUUGAGCGCCUCAUCGUGGCCACGGCAGUAGACGUCAACGCUCGUCGUGCUCAUAUUGAUAUCUUCGAAGGGCCCCGGGGUGGCCGCCAGGUGACGGCAUUACAGCUAGCCGCAACGCAUCAUAACCUAGGCGCCGUUAAGAGCCUCGUCGCCUUAGGCGCCUCCGCCCAACUGACGGAUGAGAACGGCCGCAACGCGCUUCACUGGGCGCUGAUGGGCCGGAAACGCCACGUCGUGCCGGAGGUCCGUCGUAGCGGUACGGAUGGUUGCGAGGCAGCCGUGGUCUGGUCGCGGCCCCUUGACAUCAUGGCCGAGCUUCUGCCAGGCGUGACCGACGUCAGCGCGGCGGAUGGCUUUGGGCGGACGGCCUUGCACUAUGCGGCCAAGUCGUUUCUCUGGGAGGCCAUGGGGGUCUUGAUACGCAGCGGAGCGGACGGCUCGUUGCGAGACUCUGACGGUUGCACGGCCGCCUUCUACAUGGCGAGGACCGCGCCUCUAUGGUGGAUGGUCAAGGCAAUCCGCGACUCAUUCCAUAACGAUAUUAACCUGUCGGAUGGCUAUCUCCUAGGCCUGCGCGCCCUCGGACAGCAGCUUCAAGACUCCCAGGCCCCAAUGGGUCUUGACCUGCGAUGCUUGAGUGGCCAGACGGCACUUAUGGCAGCCUGCCGCGAAGCAAACGUGCCCAUGGUGGAGAUGCUGCUGUCGCUCGGCGCGCAGGUCGACAUCACCGACGACGAAGGGCGGACGGCGCUGCAUCACGUCGUCAUCUCGGCUUACGAGGUCGGGCCCCUUUACUGGGAGGCCGAGGCGCGUGCUGAAGAGAUGAAGCGGCUACUGCGCGACGCUGGCAUCGACGAGUCAAUACGCGACCAUGCGGGGAAGACGGCGGCGGACGUGCAGAGCGCGCUCGAGGCUAAGUGCCGGCCGAAUGGUCGCCGGAAUCGUCGUCAGUAUGAGCCGCGGAGGAGCAGGUCCCACUACGAGUUCUAG